CUGUGGAACUUUUGAACAUGAGAUCGCAGGCUGAUUCGCAGCUCGCAACUUCUUGAGCUUCCUCUUGAUUCCAAGGUGGUACAAGGCGAGAAUCUAGCAUGGGGCAAGUUUCUUAGGAGUCUAGGUGUGCCUCAAAGCGAGGGGACAAAAGUGUGAGCUGCGGCGGGCGCUUAUUACAAGAGGGGCGAGCAAAGUCGCAUCACAUGCUGUCACUGCAACCCUGGACGCCAGUGCUCAGCUGAUUGCGGGCUUGAGAGUUACAGGCAGCGGCACACAAUGAUGGGCAUUCGUUCGCUUCGUUUGUCCUUCCAGCCAACCAAGGAGAAUCUUCUUACGCUUCUGCAGGGCAGCGCAUUGUGGCGGAACAAGACCAUUAUCACUGUUGCGGAGACUUUUGAAAUCUCCAAGUUGCACAGAAGUAGUGAAAAAGCGGAGUCUGAUGAUUGGGAGAGGCGAUGGAGUGGUGGUCAAGCGACUUGCAGUGGGGGGAGCACGGACCGAUCAGCAAAUAAUUCGGCUACAUUUGUAGUUGAGGACAGAUCACAAGGGACGGACGUCCAAUUUGUGAAUGGGUCGGCGGAGAAUGCCGCAUCCGGCAGAUCAAUGCACUCCCGAGAUAAGAGACUGCUGUGGUCAGACUUGCUGUUUUCAAUGCAUGGGGGCAAUGUUGCAAACGCAGAUGGGAUGCUGAGGAGGACAGCGCUCGGAUUGUGCCAAGCAAACUUGGGAUAUGGAACAGCUUUUCGAUCUCCGGUCACACUCCUACAGAAGGUUGGGUUCGCCACCGAAGCCCCCCGGCCUGUCCCCUCCCCCCUCCAAAUGCUCCCAAGCCCUGUCAAGACCUUAGAUGACGCCCUCGACCCAGAGCAAGAAGCCAAGAGGGCCCAGUGCGUUGCCAAAGGCCUACCCAUGAGCCCCUACAAGCUGAACCUGGUGGCAAAAGUGGUGAGGGGGAUGAGUGUGCAAGAGGCGCUGGACCAGCUGGAGGCGUCUCCGAAGAGGGCGGCUAUUCCAGUCUACAAGGCCAUCCAUUCUGCUCGGGCAAACGCCGGCCACUCGCACAACAUGGAUACGGAGCGACUUGUUAUAGAGAAAUGCUUUGUCGGCCACGGGCAGCACCUGAAGCGGCUGUCGUACCACGCCAAAGGGCGCAGCGGGGUCCGGAAACGGCGGCGGGCGCACCUCACCGUCAUUCUCAAAGAGCUCGAAGCUCCAAAGGCAGAGAAGCUGAGAAAGGUUGAAGCCAUGAAGUUCCACCCGGCUGAGCUGCGUUGGGUCAACCGGCCAAAGCGUGCGCAAACCUGGAUAGAACAACUCACUGCCAGAGCUCUCGAAAAGAAGAAGCAAGCACUGGAUCAGAUUAGCAGCCCUGCGUCUAGGUGACGUGUCAGCAGGGCUUGUCGCCCGGAAGAUUCGAACAUUGUCUAUGGGCAUGAGUGAGGUCAACACUAGUUGCUGAAGCUCGUCAACGAAUCGCGUAGGCACAGACGAGACAGCGAGGUUCUCAGGUUUCAGGUCUUACUGCUGCGCAUAUCGAGAUGCAGCAGCUGCCUGCACAUGCAUUUGUUGGACUCACAAUAUUCGUGACCAGGGGAUUAUGGCCCUCAUUGCAAUCUGGCAAGACAUCAGUCGAACAUGCAGAAGUAGACUGUCGUGUACGAUCGGAUUGCGAGCUGGUGAUUGCCGUGGGCAACCUGGCACCUUGCUAAACAACGGUGUGGGUGUAAGUCUGACAAUAAGAGAAAUUUUAAGUAUACUGGCACGCGU
Molecule: messenger RNA, 1767 nt
Organism: Klebsormidium nitens
Lineage: Eukaryota; Viridiplantae; Streptophyta; Klebsormidiophyceae; Klebsormidiales; Klebsormidiaceae
Source: the annotation of a GenBank genome assembly